This is a messenger RNA of Gadus chalcogrammus (walleye pollock), 1597 nucleotides long. Its product is annotated as E3 ubiquitin-protein ligase TRIM17-like. The record is from RefSeq and is a predicted model, not a curated record. The coding region runs from base 166 to 1512 and encodes 448 amino acids. Lineage: Eukaryota; Metazoa; Chordata; Actinopteri; Gadiformes; Gadidae. The transcript has 6 exons. Gene Ontology annotation, molecular function: zinc ion binding.
CAACAACAUCUACAGAAGAUUGGCUUGCUUUUGUUUGCUUGUGAAGGCCAUCGGGCGUUGAACAGAUAUGUAACAAAUAAGACGAAGAUUUAAUAUUAUCCUUUAAAGUAUAAGUAUAAUCUUCCGCAGAUUCUUCAUAGAAGAAGGAAACAGAAGUAGAUCGAAAUGGCUACGAGCUCUUCUCGUCCCGAGGAGGACUGCCUAUGCCCCGUGUGCUGUGACUUUUACAGCGAUCCCAUCAUUCUACUGUGCGGUCACAGCUUCUGCAAAAACUGCAUCCAGGAAUGGUGGACACAGAAAGGAAGCAAGACGUGUCCUGUCUGCAAGGAGAUGUUCUCCUUGGAUCGACCGCCGCGUAAUCUCGCGCUAAAGAACCUGACUGAGUCGCUCAAGGAAGAGGCGUCGCGCCAGACGGCGGAGGACCUGUGUGAGACCCACGGAGAGAGCCUCAAGUUGUUCUGCGUGGACCACCAGAAGCCUAUCUGUGUGAUUUGCAGGGACGCAAAGGAUCACAAGAAACACCAAUGUGUACCCAUCAAUGAAGCAGCGGAAGAUAACAAAAAAGAACUGAGGAUUGCACUGAUGCACUUGAGAACCAAAUUGAGCAAAUUUGAAAAAGAGAAACUUGCAUGUAACAAAAUGUGCACCCACAUUCAGAAACAGGCAAAGCAGACAGAAGAGAAUAUUAAAGGAGAAUUCCAGAAACUUUACCAGUUUAUGCGUGCAGAGGAGGCUGCUCGCAUCGAUGCAUUAAGGAAAGAGGCGGCAAAGAAGAGUCAGGCCAUGCAGAUCAGACUCAUCAAUUUGAUUGCUGAGACUUCAUCUCUUUCCAAAACCAUGAAAGCUGCAGAGACGGACCUGGAGGCUGCAGACCUCUCAUUCAUGAAUAACUACGACGCAAUCAAAAAGAGGACCCAGUGUACCCUGCCAGACCCUGAGACUCCAUCAGGGGCCCUCAUCGAUGAGGCCAAACACAAAGGGAACCUGCUCUUCCACGUCUGGAAUAAGAUGAAGAGCAUCAUUCGAUACACACCUUUCUGUUUGGAUCCCAACACUGCAAUGUCUCACGUGAUUGUGUCAGAGGAUCUGAUGAGUUUGACUAAAAACUACCAAGAAGUCCCUUCAAACCCAGAGAGAUCCAUGCAGAAUUGUGAGGUCCUUAGCUCCACUGGGAUUAGCUCAGGGAUACACUCCUGGGAUGUACAGUUAGGGGGUUCUUGGCAUGUUGGGGUUAUAACAAAAACUAAAAUGGAGACCCGGGCUUGUCUCUUCCUUUACGGCAGUCAAACUUUAGCUCAAUAUGGCCCAGAAACUGCAGACUGUCUGAUAGAAGUUGAUAACAUUCCUCAAAAGAUCAGAGUACAGUUUGAACCGGACAAAGGAACGCUGUUGUUUUAUGAUCUUGAUACGAAAAAAUACAUACAUACAAUUAAAAGCAAGUUCACGGGACUCUAUUUCCCAUUUUUCGGCGGUGAUGUUAAACUCAUCCCACAGUUUCUCCCUUCAGUGUAGCCUUAUUAUAAUUGACACGUUAAAGAGGAAACAUUACCUUUCUAAUCGGUAUUCUACCAUUGAACUUCUGAUUCACUGCAUAAAG